AUGUUUUCAAUAAAUUAACUAUUUCCUAUAUUGCGGAUCUUAUAUUACCAGUAUCUGCUGUGGAGAAAAAAUCUUUUAAGAAGUUGAUUGCGUGUGCGAAUCCAAAAUUAAAAUUAAUGAGUAGACCAACAGCAACAUCAUUAGUAAAUACCACAUACACAUCCAUGAUUGACAAGUUAAAAAUGGAAUUGAGUGAUUGUGAAUUUGUUUGCACUACAGCAGAUGUUUUUUUGGCUAUACAUGUCAUUGGCUAGAUGACUCUCUCCAAAUAAAAUCUAUUGCUUUGGCAUGUAAGAGAUUUUUCGGAUCACACACAUUCGACCGUAUACAUGAUGCAAUAAUUGAAAUUCAUACUACUUACGGUCUCACACUAAAUAAAAUUGUUGCAACCGUUACUGAUAAUGGGUCAAAUUUCGUCAAAGCAUUUAAGGAAUUUGGUGUUAAUACACCUUUAAUGUUCCUCGACGCUAAUGGCAAUAACGACGUUGAAGAUUUAGAAGAGAUGCAAUUGGAAGACUUGUCCACCAAUUUUGGCGGAAAUACAUUGCCGCGACAUAUAAGAUGUGCCACUCACACCCUAAAUUUACUGGCUACUACUGAUGUGUUGAGAAUUUUGAAGACUGAUACCUCAUAUGAUAAACAUAACAAUGUAAUGAAAAAAUGCUCUGAUAUUUGGAACAAAAUAAACUGGCCGAAGACUUCUGAGAUCAUUGUUUCGGUGCUAGGCUCCAAUUGCAAUAUCCCGUCANAAGCUCAGACUCAAUUUUUGCACUGA
Molecule: messenger RNA, 775 nt
Organism: Rhagoletis zephyria (snowberry fruit fly)
Lineage: Eukaryota; Metazoa; Arthropoda; Insecta; Diptera; Tephritidae
Source: RefSeq, a predicted model, not a curated record